ACCAACCCUUCAAAUCUUUGGUCUCAGGCCUGUCAGUGAGUCUGUAGCACUGCAAAUGAUUCACUACAGAAUCAGCACGGACGGGUUUAACUAACAGUUGUUAUUGUAUCGAAACAGAAAGAAGUAUUUCCGUGGGUGUCUGGUAAGGAUGAGCAGAUGGGCUGUACUUGUGUUGAGUGUGUUUGCUCCACCAGCAGCCGCUGCUGAACAGAAAUAGGCUGAGACUGCUGCCAUAUCUUCCUAAAUUAGACAUGGCCGCGACCGGAGUUCUCCCCUUCAUCAGGGGAGUAGACCUCAGUGGGAAUGACUUUAAGGGGGGUUAUUUCCCGGAGCAUGUCAAGUCUAUGACCAGCUUGCGAUGGCUGAAGCUCAACAGAACGGGGCUUUGCUAUCUUCCAGAGGAACUGGCCUCCCUACAGAAACUGGAACAUUUGUCUGUGAGUCACAACAGCCUGACGACGCUGCAUGGAGAGUUAUCAAGUCUUCCCAAUCUAAGGGCGGUUGUGGCCAGAGCAAAUAACCUGAAGAACUCUGGCGUUCCUGAUGAUAUUUUUCAGCUGGAUGAUCUUUCUGUGCUGGAUCUGAGCUACAACCAACUAACAGAAAUCCCUCGGGAUUUGGAGAACUCCAGAAACAUGUUGGUCUUAAACCUCAGUCACAAUAGCAUUGAUAACAUCUCAAAUCAGCUGUUCAUUAACCUCACUGAUCUGCUGUACCUGGACCUGAGUGACAAUAAUUUGGACAGUCUUCCUCCUCAGAUGAGACGCUUGGUCCAUUUGCAGACCCUCAUACUCAAUAAUAAUCCGCUUAUGCACGCGCAGCUGAGGCAGUUACCUGCUAUGGUGGCCCUUCAAACCCUUCAUUUAAGAAACACUCAGCGUACUCAAAAUAACAUGCCCACGAGUCUGGAGGGCCUCACUAACCUAGCAGACGUGGAUCUGUCCUGCAAUGAUCUGACUCGAGUACCAGAAUGCUUGUAUUCGCUGGCUAAUCUCAAACGGCUGAAUCUGAGCAGCAAUCAGAUAUCUGAACUGUCACUGUGUAUAGAUCAGUGGACUAAACUCGAGACGCUCAACCUUUCUAGGAAUCAGCUCACAUCCCUGCCUUCUACCAUUUGCAAGCUGUCUAAGCUGAAGAAGCUGUAUGUGAACUCAAACAAAAUAGAUUUUGAUGGGCUUCCAUCUGGUGUUGGAAAAUUGUCCAACCUGGUUGAGUUCAUGGCUGCAAAUAAUAAUUUGGAGCUUGUUCCAGAGGGGCUUUGCAGGUGUGGAAAAUUGAAAAAGCUGGUUUUGAACAAGAACCGGCUUGUGACAUUACCAGAGGCCAUUCAUUUCCUCACUGACCUGCAGGUUUUGGAUGUCCGUGAGAAUCCAAAUCUAGUAAUGCCCCCUAAACCAGUGGACAGGACGGCCGAGUGGUACAACAUAGACUUCUCUUUGCAGAACCAACUGCGAUUGGCUGGUGCGUCUCCAGCCACUGUGGCAGCAGCUGGUGGAGGAAAUAACCCAAGAGACCAUAUGGCCAGAAAAAUGAGGCUAAGGAGACGCAAGGACUCGACCCAGGAUGAUCAGGCUAAACAGGUGCUGAAGGGAAUGUCAGACGUGGCUCAGGAGAAGAACAAAUCCAUCGAGGAGAAUGGAGACUUAAAACACUCUGAUCUGAAAACCAAACGAUGGGACAAGAACCUGGAGAAACCGCAGCUGGAUUACUCGGAGUUCUUCAUGGAGGAUGUGGGCCAGAUCCCUGGUGUCACCGUUUGGCAGAUCGAAAACUUUAUUCCCAUCCAGGUGGACGAGGCCUUUCUUGGGAAGUUCUACGAGGCAGACUGUUACAUUGUUCUCAAGACGUUCUUAGAUGACAACGGAGCCCUGAACUGGCACAUCUAUUACUGGAUCGGGCAGGAAGCUACCCUUGAUAAGAAAGCCGGCUCUGCCAUCCAUGCUGUCAACCUCCGUAAUUAUUUGGGAGCUGAGUGCAGGACUAUCAGAGAGGAGAUGGGAGACGAGAGUGAAGAAUUCACUGCAGUGUUCAACAAUGAGAUUUCUUAUAUUGAGGGUGGAACUGCAAGUGGAUUUUACACAGUAGAGGACACUCAAUACCAAACCAGGUUGUACAGGGUUUAUGGGAAAAAGAACAUCAGAUUAGAAUCUGUGCCUCUGAAAGCGUCCUCACUCGACCCCCGGUUUGUCUUUUUGUUGGACACUGGUCUUGAGAUAUUUGUUUGGAGAGGAGGCAAUGCAACACUUGGUGGUACUACAAAAGCGAGGUUAUUUGCUGAGAAGAUCAACAAAAAUGAGCGAAAAGGCAAAGCAGAGAUUACAACUUUGAUGCAGAAUCAGGAACCUCCAGAGUUUUGGGAAAUUCUUGGGGGACAGCCCGAGGAAAUCAAGAAACAUGUCCCAGAUGACUUCACUCCUGUCCGACCCAAGCUCUAUAAGGUUGGUUUGGGCUUGGGAUACCUUGAACUUCCUCAGAUCAACUACAAACUCUCUGUGGAGCACAAGGACAAGCUCAAGCUAGAUGUGGUUCCCGAGCAAAGACUGGUCCAAGGCCUUUUAGACACUAAAGGAGUCUACAUCGUAGAUUGCUGGUCGGAUGUCUUCAUUUGGAUCGGCCGUAAGUCCCCACGUCUUGUGCGGGCAGCUGCAUUGAAGCUGGGCCAAGAGGUGUGCAGUUUGCUCCAUCGGCCAAAACACGCCGUGGUCAUCCGCAAUCUGGAGGGCACAGAGUGCCAGGUCUUCAAAUCCAAGUUCAAGAAUUGGGAUGACGUGUUGAAGGUGGAUUAUACCAGGAACGCAGAGAGUGUGAAGCAAAAUGAGGGCUUGAGUGGAAAGGUGAAGAAGGAUGCAGAGCAGAAGGAUCAGAUGAAAGCCGACCUGACAGCUCUGUUCCUUCCUAGACAGCCAGCAAUGCCUCUCACAGAGGCGGAACAGAUGAUGGAGGAGUGGAACGAGGAUUUGGACGGCAUGGAGGGAUUCGUUCUGGAGGGGAAGAAGUUUGCCCGUUUACCAGAGGAGGAGUUUGGGCACUUUUAUACUCAGGAUUGCUACGUCUUUCUCUGCAGGUACUGGGUGCCAGUGGAGUAUGAGGAUGAUCAGGAGAAAGACAAAGACAAAGAGGCAGACGAUGAGGACAAACAGCCUGAAGAAGACUUCCAGUGUGUGGUUUACUUCUGGCAGGGCCGUGAGGCCUCCAACAUGGGCUGGCUGACCUUCACUUUCAGCCUGCAGAAGAAGUUUGAGAGCUUGUUCCCAGGCAAACUGGAGGUUGUGAGGAUGACCCAGCAGCAGGAGAAUCUUAAGUUCCUGUCACAUUUCAAGAGGAAGUUCAUCAUCCACAAAGGCAAGAGGAAGCUAAAAGUGGACAGUGUGCAGCCAAGCUUAUACCACAUCAGAACAAACGGAAGUGCGCUGUGCACCAGGACUAUUCAAAUAGCCACAGAUUCCAGUAACCUCAACUCUGAAUUCUGCUUCAUACUGAAGGUGCCGUUUGAAAGUACAGACAACCAGGGAAUCGUGUACACGUGGGUGGGCCGAGCAGCAGACCCAGACGAAGCUAAACUGGCAGAGGACAUCAUGAACACCAUGUUCGACGACACCUACAGCAAGCAGGUGAUAAAUGAAGGAGAAGAGCCAGAAAAUUUCUUCUGGGUUGGCAUCGGCUCACAGAAGCCAUACGAUGAAGAUGCAGAGUACAUGAAAUAUGCUAGACUCUUUAGGUGCUCCAAUGAGAAGGGUUACUUUGCUGUAUCAGAGAAGUGCUCCGACUUCUGUCAAGAUGACCUGGCCGAUGACGACAUCAUGCUUUUGGACAAUGGGAAAGAGGUUUACAUGUGGGUUGGCACACAGACUAGCCAGGUGGAGAUUAAACUGAGCUUGAAGGCUUGUCAGGUCUAUAUUCAGCACAUGAGGUCCAAGGAUGCAGAGCACCCCAGAAAACUGCGCCUGGUGCGCAAGGGCAACGAACCUCACUGUUUCACCCGCUGUUUCCACGCAUGGAGCACCUUCAAGACUGCACCUGCAUAAAUCAGCCUCACACCUCACACACAGCCUGUCUGAAUACAGUUUGAGCAAACAGCACUACUCACAACAGACCAUACAUUAUUAAUGUGCACUGCAUCACUCUCUUUAAAAAGCUCAAAUAUAUAUAUUUGCUAAUUGAAUUUUAUAUUUAUGUGUAGAUUUUAGGGGUGCUCCGAUCACGAUCGGCCGAUCGUUAAUGUGCAUCUCGUCAGUAAAGCCGGUUUUCUAAUCAGCGGUUAAUUCCAUCAGGUGCGUGAUUUCACAUAGAACAGCUGUUACUACACAGAGCCGUUGUUAAUAGAGAGGAUGCGCAAAUCACGUUAAUUUUCAGCGUUUUUCGGCGCAUCCUCUCUAUUAACAACGGCUCUGUGUAGUAUCAGCUGCUCUAUGUGAAAUCACGCACCUGAUGGAAUUAACCGCUGAUUUGAAAACCGGCUUUACUGACGAAAUGCGCAUUAACGAUCGGCCGAUCGUGAUCGGAGCACCCCUAGUAGAUUUCAAAUCAAAGGAAGAGUGUAAACGCUACAGCACUUGGGUAGGCGUUACCUCAAGAGAUCAGAUGCUGUAUUCCUUAAGGGAUGUUUUCAAGAAGAACAUAUCUGUUGAGGGAGAGUCUACAGUCUACAUUUUUAACCAUCUGGCUGCACAAGUGUUGUGAAUUGUCAUAUCUGUUUACAUUUUCUACAUUUGAAGCAGUUAUUUUAAAGACGUCUCCUUACAUAAUUUGUUUGGAUUACACUUUUCAUGUUUUAUUCUGUAGAUGCAUAUCACAUACUGCCAAAACUCUCCAUUAUUGAAAGCACAACACCUAUGUCUGUUUCAGAUAUCACCUAAACAGCUUUUCUUUUCUUUUUUGGCCUUUGAAUGUGUCUUUCCAUUAGUUUGAUUUGUUUUACCUUUGGGAUGUUGACUCUAAAGCCAAUGCUGAUGGAAUAAUGAAGUGCACAGUUUAUGUGGGAUGUAUUUUCAGUUAUUUACAUGUCCGAAUGAGAAUGUGUUUUUAUGCCCUUUAACCCCCCCGUACAGCUAUACCAAUGAAGCAGAUAACUGAGUGGAACCCAGUGAUUUUAAUGAAAAAUGCAGUCUGUAACCAGCAAUCUAGUGGUAGCAGAACAACAGUGUUACCAUGAUUUGGUCUUCACAUAUCGAGGCUCUUUGAGCUAUUUAGCUGACAGUUUCAUACAUCACAGAUUGUGCUUUUAAAAAUAAAUAAUUUUUAAAAAAAAAGUUGAAAAAGUUAUGGUCCUUAUUGCUACUUGAUAGUUUCUUUUGAAUUUUGAAUAUUUGUUGAACUUGGACAGGGAAAUUUUAGUCAAUAAAAUAAAUAUUCUUAUUUUAAUUAUGCUGAUUGAAUUCAUUAUGGCUGUCAUGAAAGGGAUUGGGAGAGGUAGAAUAGCUCUUUGAUCUAUUUUGUUUCCUUCUGUCACCGCAGUUUUUUUUUUUUUUUGUCUGCAUAUAUAAAUGUAUUUCUAUGUGUAGAAAUAUUUUCUGCCACUGAUUUCAUCUGCAGAUGCUCUAUUUAUGUAUUUUGUAUUGAAUAAAGUUUCAUCGCACAUCUGUA
Carassius gibelio (silver crucian carp) is the source of this 5583-nucleotide messenger RNA. It is a transcript of the gene flii, whose product is annotated as FLII actin remodeling protein. Gene Ontology annotation, cellular component: cytoplasm; nucleus; actin cytoskeleton. Gene Ontology annotation, molecular function: actin filament binding; phosphatidylinositol-4,5-bisphosphate binding. Gene Ontology annotation, biological process: actin filament severing; barbed-end actin filament capping; myofibril assembly. The record is from RefSeq and is a predicted model, not a curated record. The transcript is spliced from 30 exons. The coding region runs from base 252 to 4025 and encodes 1257 amino acids. NCBI's taxonomy places the organism in Eukaryota, Metazoa, Chordata, Actinopteri, Cypriniformes, Cyprinidae.